This is a messenger RNA of Corythoichthys intestinalis (scribbled pipefish), 800 nucleotides long. RefSeq names its product oligosaccharyltransferase complex subunit (gene ostc). The coding region runs from base 67 to 516 and encodes 149 amino acids. The transcript has 4 exons. Gene Ontology annotation, cellular component: oligosaccharyltransferase complex. The record is from RefSeq and is a predicted model, not a curated record. Lineage: Eukaryota; Metazoa; Chordata; Actinopteri; Syngnathiformes; Syngnathidae.
GUCACCGAAAUAGUUUUCGUCGCAGGAAAAACGACAGGCAGCAAAAGAAGACCUUUUUAUAACGCUAUGGAGACUUUGUACAGCAUACCAUUCACUGUGCUCGAAUGCCCUAAUGUGAAGCUGAAGAAGCCGUCUUGGGUGCAUAUGCCGUCCGCCAUGACCGUUUACGCGGUGGUCAUCGUUUCCUAUUUUCUCAUCACUGGAGGUAUCAUCUAUGACGUCAUUGUGGAGCCGCCGAGCGUGGGUUCGAUGACCGAUGAGCAUGGACAUCAGCGGCCCGUGGCGUUUUUGGCAUACAGGGUUAACGGCCAGUACAUCAUGGAGGGCUUGGCUUCCAGCUUCCUCUUCACAAUGGGGGGCCUGGGCUUCAUCAUCCUGGAUCGCUCCAACGCACCCAACAUCCCCAAGCUCAACCGCUUCCUACUGCUCUUCAUCGGCUUCGUCAGCGUCAUCCUCAGCUUCUUCAUGGCCAGAGUGUUCAUGCGCAUGAAGUUGCCUGGAUACCUGAUGGGAUGAAGACACCGACCGAAGUCAACUGUGGAUGAUGAUUCAGCCAAUAUGGACUAAAAGCACUGAUGUCGCUUAAGAAAUUGAGAUAGAGAUGAAGCAAAAAGUGUGAUUUUUUUUUGUUUUUUUUGCUUUUUUGUUACAGUCUUGAAAUAAAGUUUUUCAGAAAGAAAUCGACAACUGAAUAGCUCAAUUUUGCCUUUAAUGUAGAGACAAAUGUUGCACAUUUAAAUCACAAUUUCAUAUUGCACACGUCGCACCAUUUAUAAUCAUUAAAUAUUGCAAAUCCCUGA